Hyla sarda is the source of this 3461-nucleotide messenger RNA. RefSeq names its product msh homeobox 1 (gene MSX1). The record is from RefSeq and is a predicted model, not a curated record. The transcript is spliced from 2 exons. Gene Ontology annotation, biological process: regulation of transcription by RNA polymerase II; embryonic morphogenesis. Bases 2093 to 2944 code for a protein of 283 amino acids. Gene Ontology annotation, molecular function: DNA-binding transcription factor activity, RNA polymerase II-specific; RNA polymerase II transcription regulatory region sequence-specific DNA binding. NCBI's taxonomy places the organism in Eukaryota, Metazoa, Chordata, Amphibia, Anura, Hylidae. Gene Ontology annotation, cellular component: nucleus.
AGAUAUGAGAUAGAUGAUAAAUAGAUAGAUAGAUAUAUAUAUAGAUAGAUAGAUAGAUAGAUAGAUAGAUAUGAGAUAGAUGAUAAAUAGAUAGAUAGAUAGAUAGAUAUGAGAUAGAUGAUAAAUAGAUAGAUAGAUAGAUAGAUAGAUAGAUAGAUGAUGGACAUAGAUAUAUAGAUAGAUAGAUAGAUAGAUAGAUAGAUACAAAAAUAGAUACGAGAUAGAUAGUAGAUAUGAGAUAGUUAGGAGAUAGAUAUAUUCGAUAGAGAUGUUAGAGAGAAAUAGAUAUAUAGAUAUGAAAGAUAUAUGAGAUAGAGAAUAUAGUAUUAGUAAGAGUUUAUAUUUCAGUUUAUAAAUACAAUAAUUUUCAUCAUAUACAUAGAAACUAUAAACCCAAUGGAUUCCUACACAUCAAUGCUGAAUACAUAUUAUUAAAGUAUCCCACAAAGCCAAGCGAAUAUUCUGACAUACUAUUCCGAUCGUGUUCUUUCCUUCUCUAUUUCUAUUAUUGUUAUAGCAUUAUCUUUAAUCUUUUUGCUUGUAAAAGUACAGAUGUUAUUAAUAAGGUUGUUGUUAUUGUUAGUAGUGAUAUUGUAGUUAUUCAUAGAUUGAUGUGCAAUUCGAAUGUAAGAUUCCACCUAAAUGAUUUCUUUAGUCUAUUUGUCUGCCCCGUAUGUGUUGUGUAAUGGUUGACAAACACUCUGGAUAUAGAUAAAUCAGCGCUUUAAUACAAUUAUCUCUUAAAUGAAUGGAGUCUCCACCGUGUUUGUAGGAGAUUAGAAACCCUUAUACUGUAUAGAGAUCAGUCAAUAAAUCAGAUACUUCAUACAGGGAGGUAAAGGGUGCACAGGGAAAAAGUCAUCUGUCCUGCUCAUACACAGAUAGAUAGACAGAUAGAUAAAUAGAUAAAUAAUAAGUAGGCAGACAGAUAAAUAGAUAGAUAGGUAGAUAGAUAAUAGGUAGGCAGACAGAUAAAUAGAUAGAUAGAUAGGUAGAUAGAUAGAUAAAUAAUAGGUAGACAGACAGAUAAAUAAAUAGAUAGAUAAAUAAUAGGUAGGCAGACAGAUAAAUACAUAGAUAGAUAGAUAAUAGGUAGACAGACAGAUAAAUAAAUAGAUAGAUAGAUAGAUAAAUAAUAGGUAGGCAGACAGAUAAAUAAUAGGUAGGCAGACAGAUAAAUAGAUAGAUUAGAUAGAUAGAUAGAUAGAUAGAUAAUAGGUAGACAGACUGAUAGGAAAUAGAAAGAAUAUGAAAGAAUGAAAGAAAGAAAGAAAAAAGAAAGAAAGAAACUAGGAAAGAAAGAAAGAAAAAAGAAAGAAACAAGGAAAGAAAGAAAGAAAGAAAGAAAAAAAAACAAGGAAAGAAAGAAAGAAAGAAAGAAAAAAACAAGGAAAGAAAGAAAGAAAGAAACAAGGAAAGAAAGAAAGAAACAAGGAAAGAAAGAAAGACAGGUUGGAUGUUGGAUACAUAUCUGCUGGUGUUUUGGAGAACACUUUUUGUUAGCAGUAAAGGAAAGUUGGAAGUGUCCUUGUUUGUGGACUUUGUGUUUGUUGUUGGUAAGGGAUGUAUCAUUGUGAUAGUCUGCAGAUAAGGUGGACAGGAAUAAAGAGAAUAAAGGAGCUUUGGCCCUUUGAAGGUGGAUUAGGAGUCCUAAUAAACACACUCAUUAUACCCCAGUUGUGUUGCAGAUCAUUUUCAGCUGCUGUUAAACAAUCUGAUUUGCAUUUCUUUUAUUUAACAAGUCAACAACAAGGUUGCAAAUCACAAAAAAAAAAAAAGGGCAAUUGGGUAACUGUAUGAAAGGAAAGAGCUCUGCUGGGCUGCGAAUGGGCGCUGCUCCAAGUCCUAGAGUUAGGGAGAGUUGUGUAUGUGUGAGGGGACCUGGGGCCAAUCAAAUAGCUGCUCCCUCCCCCUCUGCUCUCCUAUUGGACCAAACCAUUAUUGGCUCCUGCUUUAUUAACAAGAAAGUGCUGAGUCUCAAGCUUGAAGUAUAUGACAACAAGGGAGCAGCCUGCUGAGGAUUUGCAUUGCUGAUCUCCCAUGGAAAGCACAUGUCCUCCUGCUCUCUGAGGUUUGCAAGGAUCACUUCUGUAUGGCCCCUGGUGUUCUUAUGACUUCUUUCCAGCUUGGUGGAACAAAAGUUGAAAGUCCUACUUACAGCAAGACAGCCAUGCAGACCAGCCUAAAGAUGGCAGUGGACGAAGAAAGUGACAACAAGCCAAGAGUGAAUGCAGCAGUUCUGCCCUUCAGUGUGGAGGCAUUGAUGGCAGACAGGAAGCCUGGGAGAGAAAGGGACAUCUCCAGCCCCACUGUGUCCCCACUAGCUGGGACAUCCCAGAGUCCAAAGAUGGGCUCCCUGGCUGCUCCAGACACCCCCAGCUCCCCUAUAUCCCUCAACAGCCAUUUUACUGUAGGAGGACUCAUGAAACUCCCCGAAGAAGCACUUGUCAAGUCUGAGAGCCCUGAUAGGGAGAGGAACCCCUGGAUGCAAAACCCCAGAUUCUCUCCGUCCCCUACAAGGAGAAUGAGCCCCCCAGCUUGCACUCUGAGAAAGCACAAAACCAACAGGAAGCCAAGGACUCCCUUUACCACCUCCCAACUUCUGGCCCUGGAGAGGAAAUUCAGGCAGAAACAAUACCUUUCCAUAGCCGAAAGAGCCGAAUUCUCCAGUUCACUCAACCUGACGGAGACUCAGGUCAAGAUCUGGUUCCAAAACAGAAGGGCAAAAGCCAAAAGGCUUCAAGAAGCAGAACUGGAAAAACUCAAAAUGGCAGCCAAGCCCAUGUUGCCACCAGCUUUCGGCAUCUCCUUCCCUUUGGGGACUGCUUUACCCACAGCUUCUUUGUAUGGAACCUCCAGUCCUUUCCACAGGCCUACCCUGCCAGUAUCACCCAUGGGACUGUACACUGCACAUGUUGGAUACAGCAUGUAUCAUCUCUCAUAAGAAAGCCACUUGAACCCAAUCCAGACUUUUUGGCAGGGACCUUGUGUGACAGCUUUCUGCUCCUCCAUAACUUGUGUCACUAUUUCUGAAUUCCUAGGGAAUUCAUCGGUAGAAAUACUAUAUCACUUCAACAUGUAUUGCCAUUAUCGCCUUGUUAGCUGCGCCAGACUAGAGGAACCCUACAGCCUACUUGUGGAAGGUUAACCGUGUUCCGGCAAACUGGAAAUCCCAAAAUAAAAUAAUAAAAAAAUAAUAAUAAUAAUAAUAAUAAAAAAGACAAAUGCAUAUUCUCCAUGUUCAAUCCAAUGCAAGAAUUUGAGAUGCUAGGUUUGGUUUAAAAAAAAAUCCUAAAAUAGUACAGGAACCUAUCAGUAAUAUUUACUAUUAUUGUAGUAGUCCAACCAAAGGCUCUGCAGCUGUUGCUGUUAUCAGAGCAUGCUGAGAGUUGUAGUUUCCUAAAAGAUGGGGAGCCACAGGUUUCAGGCGACCAGUGUUUUCCAACCAGGGUGCCUCCAGC